AUGAGUGGUAAGAAGUCCAAUGGCGAAACUCCCUCUCAAGAACCCCCGGCUGAUUCAUUGGAUCCCAAAGCAUCCGUACUCCCGUCUCCUGCUGUCCCCUCAACACCGGUAGUAAAGUCCCAUUAUCCCCCAGGAGCCACAGCUCACAGCGCCGAACAAUCCAAAGGUUUUUUGGAGAAUGCCUCUCCCAUUAAGCCUGUCACCAGUCAGCAGGCUGCCAGAACCAGAAAGGCUUCUGUGAGACCUCAGUUUUCUCGUUCUAUCUCCUCCUCCGCCAACACUCCCAGUUAUCACAAACAAUAUAUCAUGUUGCCAAGUAAGCAGCAGUCCCAAAUGGCAGUAGUUAACCCCGGUGAAGCCCUACCAGCUGAUAGUCCCUAUGUCACAAAAUCUUCGGGAAUUGACUCUCCUCAUUCAAGACGGAAAUCCAAGCAGAACCCCCCUAUCAAGUAUGUUUUUUCAGUGGACGACGGGGAGGAUGAGAUCGAAGCAGACAUUAAUAGGGAGUACAUGGAAGGGUAUAGGGAUGGAUUGAAACAGCGUCUGAAAAAAACCAAGAGCAAAGGUUCGAAGCUUUACUCUCCCAUUCCAGGACCAAAGAAGAAAUUGACCACCGCCAGUGGCAGUGAACGAGAGUCUCUUGUGGAACAAUUGGAAUCUGAGGUUUCCAAAGAAUUGAGCAAAGUGAGUAAGGAUCUGGACCGUUUGGAGGUUCUAGAGUCUGAUCCUCAUUCCCACAAAAUUCUCUUCAAUGAAGAGUCUAGCGUUCCUGAACCCAUUGAGGAGGAUGAUUCCAACACAAGUUCUCAGAUUCACCAUCCAGCACCAGUUCCAGAUGAAUCAAACGAGAACGAAGAAUUCAUCGAUGAGUCGAGUAAUAUACAGGGGUAUCAUGAAAGGGAUGAAGAUCAGGAUGGCCUUGGGUCAAAGAACACUAGCUCUGACAGUGCGUCGAUUUCUUCGCUAGAAAGCUUUACUUUGAGAGAGAGGCAGGAUGCCAUUAACAACACACAUCCUUUCGGAGUAAGGAUUUGGAAACCUGCUUUAUACAAGAAAAUUCGUUCUGUUCAGAAAGAAGCUGACUAUGAUAUUCAUCAGACCCCGUUGGCGGCCAGACAUAUCUCUUGGGAUGUCUCUUUGACUAAUCACCUCUACAGUGCAACACUGGGUUUGUUCUUGUUCUUAGUAUUGCUCAUCUGUUCAGCUGUGACAUUUUUCUUCACAUUUUUUACUAAUCCCAAGAAAGAUGACUCUCUCAAAUAUGCUAAACAACUCUAUAAUAUUGGUUUUUAUUUAUUAAAUCCCUUUGGGAAAAUUGUGCUUCUUAGGAAAGAGAAGAAGUAUUAUAAUGAGGAUGAAGGUGUCGGGUCCUCUUUAGAUGAAUACAGGAGAUGGAGAACUGAUGAAGAACAAAGGCUCUUUUAUGCUCCAAAAAAGAAGCAUAGGGCUCAUUCCACAGUUGAAAGGGAAGGUGCUGUUCCUCACCAUUCUUACGGUGCUGCAGGGGAAGAGUCAAUUGACACGACUAAUGAAGAGGAUGAUGCAUUCAAGAUAAGACUAUUUGGAAGAGGUAAAUGGAACAUCGGAAGGGUAGUUUUCUUUAUCCUUUUCUAUCUUAUUAUCCAACCAUUCCUAGUCAUUAUUUCCAUUUGUGCUUGGCUAACAGUAUUUGCAAUUCCUUUAGCAAAGACGGCUAUGAUUUUGGAUAGUCAUGUCCGCCGCCAUCCUCUUGGUUUGGUCUUUAGAGUAGAGAAAAACUACCACUAUGACAGACGAGGAGUUGAGCAAUCCAAUGAAUCGAUUUUAAUCUGUACAUAUAGAGCCGUUGGAUGGCAUUAUUACAAGUACACAGUGGAUGGAACCAAUAUUUAUUUCAUCAACUUGCUCUUCUUAGUUGCUUUCACCAUAUUCGAUUUCUAUCUCCUGAAAGAGAAAUUUGGAUUCCACUCAAUCCUGACAGACUCAUCGACUGUAUUCCUUAUGUGCCUUAUAUCAAUCAUCCCACUGGCUUACUUUAUUGGUCAAGCUGUGGCCUCCAUUUCUGCGCAAACGUCUAUGGGAGUAGGUGCUGUUAUUAAUGCAUUUUUCUCUACAAUCGUGGAAAUCUUCCUUUAUUGUGUUGCUUUGAACCAAGAUAAGAGUCGUUUGGUUGAAGGAUCCAUAGUUGGAUCAAUUCUGGCAGCUGUUUUGCUUCUUCCAGGGCUGUCUAUGUGCAGUGGUGCACUGAAAAGGAAAACUCAACGAUAUAAUCCCACCAGCGCUGGAGUUUCCUCUACGAUGUUAUUGUACGCUACCAUUGUUUUAUCUUUGCCAUCUAUCUUGUCUAUUUUGUACGGGGGAUUCGAAACAGAAUGUGUUCCAUGCUCGCCAGAACAGUUAGCUGCGUCUCCUACUUGCAGAUCAUGUCAUUUCUACCAUAAUCCACUGGAUAUCAAUGGUUCACUUUAUACGGCAUAUAUCAAACCAUUUUCUCUGAUAUGUGCUAUUGCAUUAUUUUUUGCUUAUUCGAUUGGAUUAUUAUUCACAUUGAAGACUCAUGCGGCUUUGAUUUGGAGCACUCCAACUGUUUACGAAAGACCGAAGGUUGAAGGUAGCAAUGCGCCAGCAAAAAAUAAUUCCAUUUCACAUCACCGAAGCUCACUCCCUAAUGUUGCCAAGGCCGCUCAGGAACAAACGAAGAAGGAGCCAUCUUCAGUUCAGCCUAACUCAGAGGCUGAUAGCGGUGGGCACGAUGCACCAAACUGGUCCAGAACCAAAUCAACUGUGAUCCUUUUAUCUGCCACCCUUCUCUAUGCUGUCAUUGCAGAAAUACUGGUUGACACUGUUGAUGUUAUUCUCGUCAAGUUUCCCAUCAGUCCAAAGUUAUUGGGUUUGACUGUGUUUGCUUUAGUUCCUAAUACCACCGAGUUUGUGAAUGCCAUAUCGUUUGCCUUGAACGGAAAUGUUGCCUUGUCAAUGGAAAUCGGAUCUGCUUAUGCUCUGCAGGUGUGUUUACUGCAAAUCCCAGCCCUGGUAAUCUAUACUAUCAUACACUUCACGCCAACGAGUUCCAUUUCAUCCAUGUUCACCCUAGUAUUCCCCAGAUGGGACAUCAUUGCAUGCUUCACCUCGGCAUUUAUGUUUACAUAUAUUUAUGCGGAAGGAAAGUCCAAUUACUUCAAAGGUGCCAUGUUAAUCCUGAUAUAUUUGACAGUUAUGAUAGGUUUCUUCCUCGCUGAUAGAAUAGAUGAGCUCAGGUUGGAAUAA
This is a messenger RNA of Komagataella phaffii GS115, 3246 nucleotides long. RefSeq names its product Low affinity vacuolar membrane localized monovalent cation/H+ antiporter. The transcript has a single exon. The record is from RefSeq and is a predicted model, not a curated record. Bases 1 to 3246 code for a protein of 1081 amino acids. Gene Ontology annotation, biological process: calcium ion transmembrane transport; intracellular calcium ion homeostasis. Gene Ontology annotation, molecular function: calcium:proton antiporter activity. Gene Ontology annotation, cellular component: membrane; endomembrane system. Lineage: Eukaryota; Fungi; Ascomycota; Pichiomycetes; Pichiales; Pichiaceae.